This is a messenger RNA of Klebsormidium nitens, 1689 nucleotides long. The record is from the annotation of a GenBank genome assembly. NCBI's taxonomy places the organism in Eukaryota, Viridiplantae, Streptophyta, Klebsormidiophyceae, Klebsormidiales, Klebsormidiaceae.
UCCUCGCUACUACAGCUCGCUUGACCGCCACUCUGUGUCCGCUCCGCGAAGCUACAAUGCACUUCACCUAUUUCGCUUCCCAGAGAAGAACUUCCCGGAUCGUUGGCAAUGGUGCGAGAAAGUAUUGACUGCAAUGCAACAGCACCACCCUGUGAAACUUUCGAUAGACCAUCUUGUGCUGGCCCAAUGGGCACACGCAGGAUCCGCGCACCCUCGAUUACACGAUGCAAAACCAUCCCGCCCAAAUCACCACUACAUCAUUCACCACGCAGACUGAUGUGCUGCGAUGGCCGCUGAUCGAUUCUGCUUCUCGCUCCUUUUCUUCGUCGUCAGCAACCGAGACCAGAACUCCUGAACUUGCAUCAACUGAUCAAGGCAAGCCAAAGUGAGUGAACUGUGAAGAUGUUCAGCCUGAGCUGGAGGAGGCAGCUGAACCGGGUUAGCUCUCUCCAGUAGGAAUCUAGACCACCUGGAGGUCGGCGACGACACAUACUUUUAUUGAAGGAAAGCGGGGAGGAUCGGUCGCCACGAAAUGGGUUUCAGGUGGCAGAGACCCAGCACUGCCAGCAGCUGAACUUCAGCAGAGAUAUGAGGGCUGGCAAGGCUGCAUUGUCAGCAAUGCUGCAAUUCGCAAAGGCGCCCUUGUCUGCUGGAUGAAUGAUUCAACUUGAGCUUCAAAGGCUUGAAGUUAAAGGCGCUGCUCGCUGCUUAGAGGGGGCUUCUGCACUGGUGUGGCAGAGUUGCAGUCUACAGUCAAACUAGCUUCUAAUACAAGUGUGAGCAAGCAAGGAUGGUGGACGACGUCGACAUUUCUGGGGAUGGAGGUGUCACAAAGAGAAUCCUGAGGAGAGCAAAGGAUGGCGCGGCCGGUCCCUCUUCUGCAGAACCUCUAGUAGACGUGCAGUACGAAGGAAAGCUCGAAGCAACGGGAGAGGUCUUUGACAGCAGCCGAGAAGACAAUACUGUCUUCACAUUCGAGGUCGGCCAAGGCAAGGUGAUCAAGGCCUGGGAUCUGGCUAUCCCCACAAUGAAGGUGGGCGAACUGGCUGCCAUAACAUGCCGGAGUGACUACGCCUAUGGGGACAGCGGCGCUCCACCAGACAUCCUGGGUGGGGCCACGCUAGUGUUUGAGGUGGAGCUUGUGGCGGUGCGGCCACCAAAAGGAGCGUCCGCGGGGAGCCGCACAGAGGAACGGGACAAACUAGAGCAGCUUCGAAAAGAGCGCGAAGCGGCCGCUGCCGCCAAGGACGAAGAGAAGCGAAAACGAGAGGAGGCCAAGGCGGCUGCUGCAGAACGGAUGAAAGCCAAGCUCGAGGGUAAGAAGGGCGGCAAGAAAGGGGGGAAGAAGUAGUUAGUUGGAAGAGUAGGAUUCAGUAGCGCAUCCAUAUCGUGCCCCGACUGGUGCAGAGCCGGCUGCAGAGCUCGCGAUGUCCAGACUUGCUCAGAGCCAUCGACGAAAGAGCAUGUGUCGACUCGAAGAGCCGUAAUAAGUCGUCUCAGUCAAGCGUCGGAACCAAUGCAUGUCACUUCCAUUCGACCUACAGGUUGCUGUCGAGCCAUGAGUACUUUCUGUAGUGUUGUGGCCCGGCCGCUGCAAUAAAUUUGGGCGGCGUUGAAUGUGAAAUGCAGUAAGUAUCCAGUAUGCUCCCAUUGAUCGAAGACCUAUAGCUCUUUGUAGACACUGCGCGG